CAACAAAUGCGUAAACACAAGCCUCUGGUUGAAUUUAUUGAAACUCAUUGUCAAGAAAGAGCAUACUCUUUUCAGAUAAAAAAAUGUAAUCAAGCUACUUACAAAAUACGUUAUCCUAUUAGAAUGCCCAUUGACAUUUUCCUGAUCCAGUACCAUCACGAGAAAAAUUCCGUUCUUCCCCAAUCAAUAUGGAGUCUAAAACUAGUGAUUCACGAUUAACAGAGCUCAAGCUCGGGCGCGUGAUUCAUGUGUGGCUAGUAAGUGUAGCUAUGGAAAUUGCACUACGCAGUUAUCUUCAAUAAUUGUUGACCGUUGGCCUAAAUUAACUUCUUUACUUAACCCUAAGGUCAACACUAACUCCAAAGGCAAAAGUUUCAGCCUAAACUAACCUUCCUUACCUAACCCUAAGAUACUCCAACGUCAGCAUUAUCUUGAAAAAGGAUGGGUACAUUAGUACUUUAGAUGAUAUUGGUUUAUGGUUAGAUAGCAAAAUUAAUAAUUUAGAUAGUAAUACCGAGUAGCGGGAAAGGAACUGCCAUCACAUGGGCAGGCUUUCCCCCAUGAAACAUCCUGCUACUCUAUCAUUUUUUACUUCGUAUUUAUUACUUUGCAAAAAAUAUAAUAAAGACAUUUGAAUUUUUU
Messenger RNA from Rhizophagus irregularis DAOM 181602=DAOM 197198, 642 nucleotides. NCBI's taxonomy places the organism in Eukaryota, Fungi, Glomeromycota, Glomeromycetes, Glomerales, Glomeraceae. The record is from RefSeq and is a predicted model, not a curated record.